Messenger RNA from Cricetulus griseus (Chinese hamster), 635 nucleotides. The record is from RefSeq and is a predicted model, not a curated record. NCBI's taxonomy places the organism in Eukaryota, Metazoa, Chordata, Mammalia, Rodentia, Cricetidae.
GUUGUGAAACUCACUAUGUAUCCCUGUAUCACAGUACUCCUCCUGCCUCUGCUUUCCAAGUGCAGAAAUUGCAGGUGUGAGCCACACAAAAGACCCAGCUUUUACUUGUUUUACUUUUGUCUUCAGAAUGCCUCUGCUGGGGUGGAGCGCCUUCUGCUGGGGAACAAGUGUGACAUGGAGGCCAAGAGGAAGGUGCUGAAAGAACAGGCUGAUAAGCUGGCUCGAGAGCAUGGAAUCCGAUUUUUUGAGACAAGUGCCAAAUCCAGUAUGAAUGUGGAUGAGGCUUUCAAUUCCCUGGCCCGUGACAUCUUGCUCAAGUCAGGAGGCCGGAGAUCGGUGAGUUGGUUCUACUUGGCGAGUUGCCACUGUAUGUGUCUGCAAGAACUGGAGUAAAGUGGUGAUGCAGAGCCCGGAGCCGGGAUCCCAGCACUGGGAGGUGGUGGCAAGAGGAUCAGGAGUUCAAUGUCCUACACUGUGUGUGUGGGAAGGUGGAAACAGAAAUUUAUCUACUGCCUGCCAGUUCCCAAAUAACCAUUCAGAGCUUUUAUUAAUUACAAAUGUUCAGCAGAUAGCUCAGGUUUAUCAUUAACUAGCUCUUACAUUUAAAUUAACCCAUAUCUAUCUAUCAAUCAAUG